Molecule: messenger RNA, 3598 nt
Organism: Acanthopagrus latus (yellowfin seabream)
Lineage: Eukaryota; Metazoa; Chordata; Actinopteri; Spariformes; Sparidae
Gene: clpb
Product: caseinolytic mitochondrial matrix peptidase chaperone subunit B
Exons: 16
Coding region: 1-2037 (678 amino acids)
Biological process (GO): cellular response to heat
Cellular component (GO): mitochondrion; cytoplasm
Molecular function (GO): protein binding; ATP binding; ATP hydrolysis activity
Source: RefSeq, a predicted model, not a curated record
AUGUUAUCAUCUGUUCCCACCAGGCUAAUAGCGCGAAGGUCGCGCAGCCUGUCACCGUGCAGUCGCGUGCUCCAGACCAGCGCGGGCGGCGCCGCGUGCCAGAGCAUCCGCGAGACACCGGCGGAGUCCAACCGCAACCCUAUCGUGUCCACCUCCCGGGUCUCCAGGAGGGGCAUUCUGGCUGAGGACACCGCUGGUACCAAUGUAAACCCAGCGGUGCAGUACCACCACCUCGCCCCUAGAUGGAUGUCCAACUUGGAGAACCGCCGCAGCUCCUGGGCGGCUCUGGCCAGCAGAGGGCGCAACAACAACCAGUACUGGGAGGAGAGCGGGCAGAGCGGCGGAGGUGAGGGCCGCGGGACAGGUGGAGGAUCGAGCCGGGCAGGAGCGGCAUCUGUCGGUGUGCUGUCUGCUGCAGCCGUGGCUUUCUGCUUGAAGAAAGACUCUGACAACAAAGGUGAUGCUCUCCUGGAGGCAGCAAGGACCAAUAACUCCCAAGAUGUUGCCAGACUGUUAAAAGAGGGGGUCGACCCAAAUCACCGCCACCGACUCGGAUGGACCGCACUCAUGGUUGCUGCCAUGAACCGACAGCACAGUGUGGUGAAGGUUCUGCUGGAAGCCGGUGCAGACCCAAACGCCGGAGAUCACUUCAACAAUGUUUACGAUACCUCGCGGGAGAAAGGCAUCCACUCACUGGAAGUACUCGUGUCCAGAGAGGAUGAAUUCAGCAGCAGGCUCAGCAGCAGGGCCGGCUUCCGUAGCUGCACAGCGCUUCACUACGCCACGCUGGCUGAUGACCCCCGCACCGUGAGGAUGCUGUUAGAAGCUGGUGCCAACCCCCUGCAGACCAAUGGUUUGGGACACACAGCACGGGCCUAUGCUAAGGAGGGAGACGUGAGCAAAGUGCUGCAGGAGUGGGAGGGCAAGUUCCAGGAGGCGCAAGCUCGGCGUGAGGCGGAGGAGAGGAGAAGGUUCCCCCUGGAGAGGAGGCUGAAGGAGCAUAUCAUUGGACAGGAGGGGGCCAUCAAUACUGUGGCCUCAGCCAUCAGGAGGAAGGAGAAUGGUUGGUACGAUGAAGAACAUCCUCUCGUGUUCCUCUUCCUCGGCUCAUCUGGAAUUGGAAAGACAGAGUUGGCAAAACAGGUGGCUCGCUACAUGCACAAGGACAUCAAAAAGGGUUUCAUCCGUAUGGACAUGUCCGAGUUCCAGGAAAAGCACGAGGUGGCCAAGUUCAUUGGCUCCCCGCCGGGAUACGUGGGACAUGAGGAAGGAGGUCAGCUGACCAAGUUGCUGAAGGCGUGUCCCAAUGCCGUUGUCCUGUUUGAUGAAGUAGACAAGGCCCACCCUGAUGUUCUGACGAUCAUGCUGCAGCUCUUUGACGAGGGUCGCCUCACAGACGGUAAGGGGAAGACCAUCGAAUGUAAAGACGCUAUUUUCAUCAUGACGUCUAAUGUAGCAAGUGAUGACAUCGCUCAGCAUGCGCUGCAGCUUCGACAAGAAGCUGAAGAGGUCAGCCGCAGAAAGCUGGCCGACAACCUCGCGGAUGUACAGAAAGUUGACGACAUCAAAAUCUCCCGACAGUUUAAAGAAUCUGUUAUUCGACCGAUCCUGAAGGCUCAUUUCCGGAGGGACGAGUUUCUCGGUCGGAUCAAUGAAAUUGUAUACUUCCUGCCGUUCUGUCACUCAGAGCUGCUACAGCUGGUCAGCAAAGAGCUCAGCUUCUGGGCCAAGAAGGCCAAGCAGCGCCAUGACAUCACUCUUCAGUGGGACCGCCCGGUUCUGGACCUGCUGGCGGGCGGGUAUAACAUGCAUUACGGAGCACGCUCCAUCAAACAUGAGGUCGAACGGCGGGUCGUCAACCAGUUAGCCGCAGCGUACGAGCAGGAGCUGCUGCCCAAAGGCUGCAUCUUGCGCCUGUCUGUCCAAUCAGAGGACCAGGAGGAGUGGAGCACGCCCAGUCUGCGCCUGGAGGUGGUCGGAGAGGACAGCUCAUCAAGAAUGCUGGACAUCCGUCCCCCGCUUAGCCCUGAACACUGACACAGAAACACAGAGGAUAUAUCAGAUAUUUAUGCACACAUGUACACUUUAAACUCACUAUAUCAACCUCAUCAUCAUCAUCAUCAUCACCACCAUCAGCGUCAGGAGGAUGGAAGGUUCUAGAUGGAUGUUACCAAUAAAAAUGCCUCUGUCAAACACAUAACUGCCUCUGUUUCAGUACACACAUGCAGCAAAAACAUGCCAAAACCAACUUUUACACAACAUGCAGUACAGAAUCUGCCAACAGGGUCACCUGUAAUUUUAGAACUACUGGACCAUUAUAUUAAUGUUACAACAGACUUUCAUAUCAGUAGAGGAAGGACUAAAUGUGUCCAAUAGUGGUUGUAUGAGUAGCAUUGAGGCUUCAUCAUCAUCAAACAUCUCAUCAUCAGUCAGCUGAAGCCAUCUUAUUAGCUGAUGAAAAGCUUUGCUGCAUUUGUAGUAGAAGCAACUAAGCUGUGAUAUAGUGAAACAUUAAUGUCUGAUUUAUAUUGUAGAGCACUGAAAACAGCCAACAUAUUUAAUAUUUAUUAAAGAUAUAUGUACAUUAAGUUGAUGGUAGUUAAUAGUGGUAUAUUGAAUGAUUUUGUAGUGAUGGGGGAUGUCAAAUAGAAAAAAGAAAAAGAAAUGGACAUUAAUUGGAAAAGAUUAACUAGUAAAAGUAAUGUGUUUUAUUGUUUUAUUAAUAAUUAUCCAAAAUCAAUGAACAUUGAAAUAAACUACAAUAAGGCAUGGGAAUUAAUAGGAAACUAAAAAUGUGAUAAAAUAUUGAACGAAAAGGUUUUAGCUCAUUAUACCUACAGUUUUCAAUUAUCAUAGCAACUAGCAUUAAAACUACGCUCUUAAAUAACAAGUGAUCUGAUUUAAUGGUGCAAUAUGUAAGAAUUUUAAUUCAAAGCUUCCAAAGAAUAAUUAAAAUUCAGAAUGUGAUGAACACUUUUGACCAAAUGUCAAAGACAGCUAUUGAGGUUAGCAAGCUCACCAACUAGCGCCAAGCUACUUUGUACCUCAACAAAGUGGAGGGAGUGGAGUUGGACAUGUGGCCAGUUCUUACAUAUUACACCUUUAAAAAAAUGACAAUUAUUUAGUUGCCAAAGUUGGAAUAAAGACACCCGCUGAAGGAAGAGGAAAUGUUAAUGACCAAAGACAGUUUGCUUGUGUUCACUUUAACUCCACUUCAAGAGAAAUCCUCACCAGCAGAGCUUCACUGAUGAAUAAACACAACCUGCUUCUUCGUUUCAUUUUAGUAAAGAAUGUGCUAGUGGAGCAGAAAUGUCUCGCAGCCCACUUGAAUGAUGGGUAAUAUAACUGCCUUGUGAAUUGUGUCUGUUGAUGCAUGUUAAUGUGGAGAAGUCUCGUCUGUCACGGCGCCGUGCUCUUAUGCUGCACAGUGUGCUUUCUGUGUGACAUUAAGAGGAAUUUAGAGUCGUAAAGAAAUAAUAUUCAAAGUGUUUUGUAUCAUAAAUGUUUCAGGAAGACGGCAAAUGUGAUCCAGCCACAUUUUUCAUUCUCGUAUCCCAACCUCCACCACGUAAAUAAAGUCAUCACGACAAAAAGGGGA